AUAGGCUUCUAUAAGAACACUUGUCAGAGAAAGAACUAGAUCAUAUCCACAUAUUUAUCACAAAAAAAUAAGUGAGCAAAGAUUUAGAAAGAAUGGCAGAAAAAGAAUUCUCUUUCAAAACUCUUCUUCUGUUCAUAAGUAGAAUCUUUCAUAGGAGACUACUAAAGAACACUCAUUUCCAGCAAAGGAGUAACAGAGAUUGCAAUUCUAAUGCACUAAACAUUAAGAUUCAAAAAUAUCCAUCACUCAUACUUAAAUCAGAGUCAGAAUCAGAAUUCUCAAGCCAGACUUUGAUUUUGGACGUAGAAGGGGCGUUGUUGAAGCCGUCAUCUUUGUUUCACUACUUCAUGCUUGUAGCAUUUGAAGCUGGUGGACUUCUUAGAGCUCUUGUACUGCUUCUUUUGUAUCCUAUUAUUUGGUUGGUUAAUGAAGAUAUAGGGAUCAAUAUUAUGGUUUUUGUUUGUUUCUUCGGAAUCAAGAAAGAUAACUUUAGAGUAGGAAGAUCUGUUUUACCUAAGUUUUUCUUAGAAGAUGUUGGGUUUGAAGGUUUUGAGGUGCUAAUGAGAUAUGGAAAAAAAGUGGGUGUCAGUGAAUUACCUAGAGUUAUGAUUGAAGCAUUCUUGAGAGAUUAUUUAGAAGUUGAUUUUGUUGUUGGGAAAGAGCUGAAAGUGUUUCAUGGGUAUUAUGUUGGUUUAAUGGAAGAUGCUACGAAAACUAGUUUGAAUUUGCAAGCGAUGUUUGGAGAAGAGAGAAUGAAUUCCAAGGAAGUUGUUGGGUUCGGAAGUUUUCAUAAAUCACUUGAACAUCACUACUUCUCUCAGUGCAAGGAGAUUUACUUGGUGAAUGAAACAGAAAAGAAAAAAUGGAAGAAUUUACCGUGGGAGAAAUACCCGAAGCCGUUAAUCUUCCACGACGGCAGAUUAGCUUUUAAACCAACUCCAAUAUCAACACUAGUUAUGUUUAUAUGGAUUCCAUUUGGAAUAUUUCUAUUCACUUUCAGAUUUCUUAUUGGUAUUUCAUUACCUUACAGUAUCAAUACACCUAUACUAGCCUUCAGUGGUAUGAGAUUAAAGCAAUCAAAACCAAUUCCAACACCAAAAAAGAUAGAAAACCAAAAGGGUGUUCUUUAUGUUAGCAACCACAGGACACUUAUGGAUCCUAUUUACGUAUCUGGUGGACUUAGGAAACAUUUGACUGCAAUGAUAUACAGCUUGAGUAAAGUAUGUGAAAUCGUUGCACCAAUAAAAACAGUAAGAUUAACAAGGGAUAGAGAAAUUGAUGCAGAAAUGAUGGAGAAAAUGUUGAAGCAAGGAGAUGUUGCUGUCUGUCCCGAGGGUACUACUUGCAGGGAACCCUACCUUCUAAGGUUUAGUCCAUUAUUUGCAGAAGUCAGUGAUGAAAUAAUUCCGGUUGCUAUUCACGUAGAGGUUGGUAUGUUUUAUGGAACUACUGCUAGUGGGUAUAAAGUUUUAGAUCCACUUUUCUUUUUUAUGAAUCCUCAUCUUACUUACAGUAUAAAAUUCCUUGAGAAGAUAUCAACGUCUGAAAUUUUUAUGAGAAUGAAAUCAAGAACUGAAGUAGCAAAUUAUGUUCAGGGUGUGAUUGGUAAAGCCUUGGGGUUUGAGUGCACAAAUCUCACUAGGAAAGACAAGUACUUGAUGUUAGCUGGUAAUGAAGGUUUUGUUGGUAAAAGAAAAUCUUCAAACAAUUCAAGUUGAUUACAGGGAAACCAAGGGUUAAACAAGAUACCCAUGCAACUUUUACUUUUCUUAUUCAAUCAUAUAAACACUAUAUUUUAAUUUGUUGUAAUUUAUUCACGAUAAUAAUAAGCGAGGGCAAUUCAAUUAGGCUGUAAGCUGUUUUUUUAUGUAAAUUAUACCUGGUCUAAUGAAACAUUAAGCCUUAAUCUGGGAAAGAAUAACCGUAAAGGGCUGAAGCCGUCUCAUACAGGUGGUUCCUGGUGGCUCUGUAGUCUGUAUGUUGUAAAUAAUUAUUGAUUCUAUUCUCUGUGAACUA
Papaver somniferum (opium poppy) is the source of this 2016-nucleotide messenger RNA. RefSeq names its product probable glycerol-3-phosphate acyltransferase 3. Bases 93 to 1718 code for a protein of 541 amino acids. NCBI's taxonomy places the organism in Eukaryota, Viridiplantae, Streptophyta, Magnoliopsida, Ranunculales, Papaveraceae. Gene Ontology annotation, biological process: cutin biosynthetic process. Gene Ontology annotation, cellular component: membrane. The record is from RefSeq and is a predicted model, not a curated record. The transcript has 2 exons. Gene Ontology annotation, molecular function: phosphatase activity; glycerol-3-phosphate 2-O-acyltransferase activity.